Messenger RNA from Folsomia candida, 754 nucleotides. RefSeq lists its product as uncharacterized. The record is from RefSeq and is a predicted model, not a curated record. The transcript is spliced from 2 exons. The coding region runs from base 42 to 386 and encodes 114 amino acids. NCBI's taxonomy places the organism in Eukaryota, Metazoa, Arthropoda, Collembola, Entomobryomorpha, Isotomidae.
ACUUUUCUCCCAGACUCGUAUUAACUGCGUAGCAUUUAACCAUGUCUGGCUCAACAAAGGAUACCACGAAAAAUAAAGAAGAAUCUGAACCAGUGUAUCUCCAGCCUAAAGAUAUUACUAAGUUAGCCAACAUUCUUUUGGAAGAUAUGUUUCUUCUACAGAAUUGGGAAACGUUAUGCGGCCCACUUGAAAUUACGACACAUAGUCAACUUCUUUGGAGGCGAAAGAUUACCGUCGGAGUUUUUACAUUCCACGAUCUAAUCAACGAAAUUCUUACCGAGUGGGUUGCGAAGGGGACCCGAACUGUACCAGAACUUGUAGAAAUUUUAGCCGAUUGUGAAUUUAAAAUGACUUCAGAAAAUGUGAGGCGAUUAAGUAAAAAGUAAAUGGGCCCGACGGAAGAUUGAUGGAGACCAACCACAAAACAAACUUUACAAGGACAGAAAUUAAGGAAGAAAUGCAUCCCUCAAGAACGACGAUGCAUUUGUACACAUAUACAUUUAUUAAAUCUCUAUCGUGUCUAGAACAAGAUAAUGUAUUUAUUUUGUAUUUAUAUUAUUGAAUAAUUCGGAGAUUAAAUUAGUGACGGUAACUUGUUUGCUUAUAAUAAUUGCUUAGGAUUAGCCGAGUAUAUUUAUCGCGAAUAAAGAAAUAACCGCAGGAAAACAAUGUAAAUUUGAAAUGGGUAAACAGAAGCUUUGGGCUGAUUUUAAGAUGCUUACUUCAAAUCUUCAAUAAAUUUUCUCAACAUAAA